AUGGAUUCUGAAAGCUCCCGGGAGUUAUGCUCGCAGAUUCGAGAAGUGACAUCGCGGAAUAUCCCAGCCUAUGAGAUCGUGAGAAAGGUUUACUGGAUUGUCAACCAACACUGGGCCUGGCGUGCAAGUCAGAUCUCCGAGUUCGAAGAUGCCGGCAACAACUGGCAUGCCCUUACCUGGUACAGGCUGCCCGGUGACAAGUGGGAGGAGGUGGCGCAUUGGCGCCUGAAGAUCGGGAAGUGGGGCAACUUCAGCGGCGAAAGAGCCGAGGACUGCGCGGCAACUGCAAUCUCGCUGGAGGAGCUGGCACGCGAGCUUCGCAGGAUGAUGAGAAGCCUCGAUUCACAGGAGCAGUUGAAGGACGAAUUCUGGAAGCUCGGCUGCCGCAUUCAGAAGACCCUUCUUGAGAAUGCCGAAGCAAAUCCGAACCUUCUUGGCGGGGACGGGGGAGACAUCGUUCAGCAUGUCCGCACACUUGUCGACGAUCCGGACCGGUCGACGAUCCAGCGGUCCGGCCGGGAGACACUGGUAGCCGUACAGCUUGAACACCUCCUUUGGCGGCAUCGCACACGGCUAUCAUGCAGCGGACUGGCCAUUCCCAAGCCGGAGCCUAUUGACCAGCACGACAACGCUUUUGCUGCUCAAGAUCAGCCGACGCGUCAAGAGAGGGUGCUUGCGCUGGUCGCGGCCACCGCCAACGGAGAAGAACACUGUCUCCUUCGUCUACGCGUCUCUCGCGCCAUCUUUGCGGAUCAGAAGGUCAUCUACGGCAGCCGGAUCAAGCUCUCGCAAAGGAGAGCCUUCAGGUUCACGACGCACUCCAGACGUCUGGUCCUGGCACGUGGUUUCAGGACUUCCUGGCCGUGGCUCAAAGCCAACUCCACCGAAGAUCGCGGGGAACCCUUGGAGGCAGAAGAUGUCAAGUAUUACAAGACAGUGGGUCCUGGACCAGAGCUCUUCGCAGUGAGUGGCCAACAGGUCUACUACGAAGACAAGAAGAAGUGGGUUCCCUACAACAGCUCAGUGUUACAGGAGUGGUCUGAGAUACAGCAUGUCGAGAUCAAGUUCGAGGAGAACUGGAAAGAGGAAUUGAAGCGGGUCUGUGUUCAGAGCGUCUACUGCAGAGUCUGCGAUAGACGUGGACGAACCCUGACGAUGGAGGUCGUCGGAGUGCUCCAGGAUGUUCCUGUGCAGACCGACUUUCCAUUGCAGGUUAUCUUUCUCGCAUCUGCAGAACGUGCUUCUACCAGGUGA
Molecule: messenger RNA, 1254 nt
Organism: Symbiodinium sp. CCMP2456
Lineage: Eukaryota; Dinophyceae; Suessiales; Symbiodiniaceae
Source: the annotation of a GenBank genome assembly